CCAUUUUACAUUGUAAAGAUAAGAUUCUGAGAGGUUAAGCACUUUGAAUGAGGUCAUAUAACUACUGAUUGGUGGUGUUGGGGUUUGAACCUACACAGUCUGACUUCAGAAUACAACUUUCCAACUUAGCAUAUUUGGUCUCCUAUUACAUUUACUACUGUAAAUUCACUCCUCUAACGCGGUGUUUUUCAUACAGAAACCUGUGGCAUCGAAUUCCCUUGCUUCCUUACUAGAUUUCUGCAAUGUCUGUGACGGGAUUCUCCCUGCCUUAAUCAUACAGGGAUUGAGUACAUUGGAGCUGGAGCUAGCCAGGUAGAGAGCCUGAAAAAGUCAGAUAUGGCUGUUUCCUAAAAUGUGGGCUCCCUGGAGAUAAUUAGGCAAAGGCUGCCAGCCUGACAAAUCUACUCCCAGGAGUUUCCACCACCCUAGAAAGGAUGUUGCACUGUAUUCACAAAAUUUUAAAAUGUUAGAGCUGGAAAGGGAUUAGGAAAUCACCUAAUCUAUUGGUUUCCAAACACUUUUAGUUGUGGGCCCCUUUGCUUAAAAGUGGCUCUUUAUAGAAGCAUACACAUUAAAAGAAAAAAAAAAGUUGAGGUAAAGAAGAACCUGUGAUGCUUCCUCUCCAAACCUCUAUAAACCUCUAAAACUGAGGAGUCCAGUUUCAAAAAAUGCGUAGUCCGACCCUCUCAUUUCACAGGUGAGGAACGUUAAGUUCUAGGCUAGUGAUGACGAAGGCUGCACAGCCCACUAGUUAGGAAACCAGUACCUAAAUGUGCUGAAGUUCAGUAAUUCCAAUGCUUUUAUUGGAGGAGUCAUCUUUACGCAGCAUUUCUAAAGACUACUGUGGACAAAGCAUUGAACUAGUUGCUAUGAGGACGACAAAUAUGAACAAGACCCAGUUCCACCCAUUCGGAGCUCACAGUUGAGGCUAGUGAAGAACAUAGAGACACUUAAAAAACAAAACAAAACAAAAAACAACAACCCACCCACACGCACGCAAUUAACUAUGGCUAAUCAUAGUCUCCAAACUAUGAUUCUCGAGACCGAGGAGGAUGUCAGGACCUUGGCCAGUUCCGGACGCGACAACAGUGAGGGUCUUUCUAGGUUGAGGCCCUGGCACCGGGGAGAGAAGGGGCAGGGGGCAGAAAUCGGCCCCAAGUGGGAAGUAUGGCAGGCGAGCCCCGCACCAAGACCCGGCGCACACCGAGCAGAGCCGCCCUCCGUAGGAAGCAUGGCUCUCUGGCGGGCUUAUCAGCGGGCUCUGACUGCUCACCCAUGGAAAGUACAGGUCCUGACAGCUGGGUCUCUGAUGGGCCUGGGUGACGUUAUCUCACAGCAGCUGGUGGAGAGGCGAGGUCUGCAGGAACACCAGACUGGCCGGACCCUGACCAUGGUUUCUCUGGGCUGUGGCUUUGUGGGCCCUGUAGUAGGAGGCUGGUACAGGGUUUUGGACCGGCUCAUCCCUGGGACCACCAAGGUGGAUGCACUAAAGAAGAUGCUGUUGGAUCAGGGGGGCUUUGCCCCAUGUUUUCUAGGCUGUUUCCUCCCACUGGUAGGGACCCUCAAUGGACUAUCAACCCAGGACAAUUGGGCCAAACUCCAGCGGGAUUAUCCUGAUGCCCUCAUCACUAACUACUAUCUCUGGCCUGCCGUGCAGUUAGCCAACUUCUACCUGGUCCCUCUUCAUUACAGGUUGGCUGUUGUCCAGUGUGUUGCUGUUAUCUGGAACUCCUACCUGUCCUGGAAGGCACAUCGGCUCUGAGCCUGCCUCACUCCAUUGUUUCCACCUUGCAGUGAUACAGCUUGACCCUGGAAGGGUCAGACCACCUCCUCAAAGUGGGCACAUCAGUUUUCACGGGAUUCGAUGCCUGGUCAGAACUUGAUGGGAUUAGCACUCUGAAAGGCAAUUUCACUCUAAGUGUAACCUGACUCCUACUGAAAUCACCAAAACCUUGAUAAUGGUCUUAUAGCCACCACAUAGUAGGCACUCCAUAAGUACUUGUUGAACUAUAUGAUUUUGUCAACCUAAGUUUAUACUCAUAUCCUUGCAAAUGCCACUCAUCCCCAUUCUUCAUGGACACACAUUUGUUUUUCUAAACCUCCCCAGCCCUAGUGUAGCUCAAUUUUGGAGGACCCCCUCAAACCCUUUAUAUGGUGCCUCCAUAAAUAUGUUACUAAGUAGGUCAUCUACAACCUACAGAGGCAAUAAGUAAGACUCAGCAGAAAACUACUGGGGAGUUGAAUUUUCUAGAGCUUGGAAAGAAGCCUGGAGAACACCAAGCCCAAUCUCCUGUUUUAGAUGAGGACACUGGGGUCCACAGAAGUGAGGUGACCUGUCGACACCACGAGUUUGUGGCAGAGUAGAAACUUGAACCCAUGUGCUAUAGAUUAAAUGUUCAUAUCCUCCCCAAAUUAGUAUGGUGAAAACCUAAUGCCCAAGGUGAUGGUAUUAGGAGGUGGGGGCCUUUGGGAAGUGAUUAAAUCAUAAGGGCAAGGCAAGAGUCCAUGUGAGGACACAGCAAGAAGAUGCCAUCUAUGAAUCAGAAAGCAGACAGCAAACCUACUGGCACCAUUAUCUUGGACUUCCCAGUCUCCUGAACUGUGAGAAAUAAAUGUUUGUUGUUUAUAAGCCA
This is a messenger RNA of Vicugna pacos (alpaca), 2633 nucleotides long. NCBI's taxonomy places the organism in Eukaryota, Metazoa, Chordata, Mammalia, Artiodactyla, Camelidae. The record is from RefSeq and is a predicted model, not a curated record.